Messenger RNA from Oryza sativa Japonica Group (Japanese rice), 2416 nucleotides. RefSeq lists its product as uncharacterized. Lineage: Eukaryota; Viridiplantae; Streptophyta; Magnoliopsida; Poales; Poaceae. The record is from RefSeq and is a predicted model, not a curated record.
AAAUUGUUAUACAAAGCAGUUCCACAUAUCUGCUGCUCGACCCGAUCAAUUGUCACGCUAAUUUAGUUCAGAUAUGUAGGAGUAGGGGUGGGCAUUUGGUGAGACUGAUCAAUUUGGUCUCGGUCUUUCUUUUUUGAAAUUUCUGUCAUCACCGAAAUCCACUGCAAAAUAUUCAGUAGUUAUAUGACCAAAGUUGGAAGUAUAAUUUAGUCUAAAUAUGACUCAACUUGAUGAUUAAUCAAAUAUAAAUUGCAUACAUGAAAAACAUGGACAAACAAGCAAUUUUGGUCCUUAUAUGCCAAAAAGAUUUGCUUGAGUCACAAUUCCAUUUUCUAAAAGGAACAAAAACGAACAUUCUCAUACUCUCAUUUGGCAUUGGUAUAGCACGACAAGGUGAAAAUGCAUAUCAUUAUGGUGCACCGUGGCCUUAAAACGGUUUCAAAACGGUUUCGCUGAAAAAUAUUCGGGGUAAUAUGGAUGGAAUUGUUUUUAGAAAAUGGUACUAUAUUUCAUAACGUGGCUUGUGCAAAACUAAUUUUUCCUCACUUUUUUAAUAUGAUCAGAUUUUUCUAUUAUUAUUAUUAUUAUUUUACUCGUUACUCAAUAACCUGAUUAGUAGUCUCUUUAGUACUACUACAUCCUAUAAAUUCAUAAUUCACAUCGAUACCCUUGCCUCUGAACGCAUUUUCUCCUCCACUCCCUCAACUUCUCAAGAAUUUUGACCUAGCCCCCGCUUCCCGUUUCUUCCAAUCUUCCCGCCUCAAUGGCGCCCGGUUCAGCAAAAGACCGGGACGGCCACACCACCGAACCGGUUCUUGGGCGCGGGGACUACGAGGCGGCCCACCAGAAGCCCAGCGCCGCCGCCGCCGCCAACGCGCCCUCGCGACCGCCGCCGCCACCGCGCGUCGCCAAGAGUCUGCCCCGUGAGCAGCCCGGAGGUCGGGGCAGCGGCCGCGGUGCCGAGGGUUCGGCCUCUGCCUCCCCGGUGGCGGUGGGUGACCGGGAGGGAAAGAAGACCUCCACGGCAACUCAGGGCGGCGGCCAUGCCUCCUCGUCGCCGCGGCGCCUCGGCGAGAAGCUGGCCCGCGACCACCCCGGAGGCGGAGGCCGCGGCGCCGAGGGAUUGGCCUCUGCUGCCUUCCCGGUGGUCGACCGGAAGGGAAAGAGGAAGGUGUGCGCGGCAAGCGAGGGUGCCGCCAGCUCGUCCUCGCCGCCCUUCGAGAGGCUGAGCGGUGAGGAGCUAGGAGCAGGAGCAGGAGGGCGCGGCACCGAGGCAUCGACCUCCGCCUCUGCUGCGGCGGUGGUGGAUCAGGACGAGAGAGAAGUCCGCGAGUGGCCAAGAUUUGCUCUUCUCAGCAAUUCACACCUUCUAGAGAUUGGUGCAAGAUGUGAGGGACACAAGGAUCUUAGUGCUGAUGCUCAAGAAAGCACCUAUACUGUAGUGAGCUCUGUGGUUCGUAACUUCUCCGCGGACUUCAGUUGGUGGUCCAUAAUGGGUAAUCCCAUGAAACAAACAAUACCAAAUACCUGCACCAUUUUAGCAUGUGCUGUAUGCAUUGAAGCGCUACAUCGUUUGGAGUGGGAGCGGCUGCACGGUCCUGGUACCUUCCUGUGCCGGGCUGCAGCUCCUCGCAAGCUCCGCAGGGCCUGCAUACGGGAUGAUAUUUUGCACCCAGAGGAGGGAGUCGAAUCAAAGAAAAUGGUUCUUUUACUGAAAAAGAUAAAGGGCAUGGGUGGUAUUCGCACAACCAAUGCUCCACCACCAGCCCCCUUUCUCCUCCCGCUCAAAUCGUGGCGGAUGUACCGCCAAAAAGGUAGUCUCACACGAGAGCGCGCUGUGCACCUCCUGCGCACGGGUGGCCCUUACAUUGGAAUCAUUCGGGUGUCCCUCCUAUACCACUUUAUUGAUGCCUCAGUUAAUGAUGAACUAGUCUAUAGGUGGGUACCCCCUGAGUUGAGAACUGCUGCAGACGUCUGGCUGAUUGACGCUCUUGUUGCGGGAAGGGCCACGGACAAUGAUAUCUGUGAUUUGAUCAGUGAGACAAAUGGUAACCACGUUAUUGUCUGUUAUGGUUACAGACAUCGUGGAGGGGAGCUACAGAUUCUUAUAUUGGAUAACCAUGCGCAGACUGGGCCAAGUAGGUGGAUCGGAUUUGAGGAGCUGGAGAAAGUGUGUGUACUGAGGGUAGAUCCUCUCCCUCUGGAUCUGGAUCAACUUAAUCCUUUGCCAGUGUAUCCUAUUAGUGGUUGUUAGGCAGAUAAAUAAGUAGUUUGUAUGAUAAAAAAGUCCUUUGCCAGUGUAUCCUAUUAGUGGUUGUUAGGCGGAUACAUAAGUAGUUUGUAUGAUAAAAAAGUUGUGUUUCAGUUGAUUUUUGAACCUCUAUGGAGCCUACUAAAUUUGUCACACUUCACCUUA